CUCAAAGCAGACAAUCAGAUUGCAAAAAGGAGCACUCAGCAGCGCGAGUGACAUUUCUUUAAGAGGGGAGCUAACCCGCGGAGUUCGUCAGCACUUUGAAGAGCGCAAAAACUAUACAGGCUAUUAAGUAAAAAGGAAUAAAUUAAUGUCAAUAUACAAGAAUUGCUAAAGGGUAUCUGUAAACUGGAGUGAAUAAUUUAGCUAAGUAUCCAACAUUCGGCACAGAAUUACAUAGCUAACAAUUUGAGGAGGUUCUCAACCAGACAAGAUGAACCGAUGCACAGCUGCGUUACUUUUAUUGGUUAUUGCCAUAUAUUUUCUCAACGUAGAAGCGUACAAGUGCAGGUGCACACGGAAGGGUCCGAAGAUCCGGUAUAAGGAUGUGCAGAAACUGGAGUUAAAACCUAAACACCCCUUCUGUCAAGAGAAGAUGAUCUUCGUUACCAUGGAGAACGUGGCUCGCUUCAAAGGGCAGGAAUACUGCCUGCACCCUAAACUUCAGAGCACCAAAAACCUGGUGAAGCGCUUCAGGAUUUGGAAAGACAAGAACAGGGUCUAUGAAGCCUGAGGCCCAGCUGGACACGAAAGAACGGAGCGAAAAACGUCCAUCGAUUAGACUGUUUUCAUAAAGCACAAGACAUAUCCCAAAACAAACCCGUACGGCUUCCUCAAUUACACAGUAGGGUGAGAUUUACCAAGGACAUACAAAUCAUUAUACAGUUCGACCAUCGUAAAUAAAGAACGAAGUCAGUAAGACAUGACAGUAUCGUGGACAUAAGUAUUUUUCAAUCACGCACUUCAUAGUAGUAUGUCCUCUGUGUACAUAUUAGACUAUUUACCAAUUUCAGAAUUAACCUGCAACGCUGUAGGAACGGUCCUUGAUAAGUCUGAUCCACAGAGUGUUUGGAAUAGGAGAGAAAAAAGACACCCCUAACCAUUCCAGGAACAAAGACGAUUGUCACAGAGCAUAUAUUGGGGUGCACUAGUUCUUACACUCAGAUUUACACUGUUGUGUCUUUCUGCACUUAGUGUAUGACAAACAUAGCAUACUUGUGUAGUUAAAUGGAUAAAGGGAAUUGUUUUGUUAAAAAUAUUUUUAAUAGAAAAUGUUCUGUUCAGUUUUAUAAACUAUGUAUUUAUUUUUACUGUAAGACCCAGCAUCAUAGUUUCUGUCAUAUUAUUUUCGUAAGUACAUUGGUAUGAAGAGAUUAUAAUCCAAACCAGGCAGACGUGUGUGAAAAGGGAUCUGUAAAUUCAGGAAGUGAACAUCUUAGCCUUAGCUUGACUCAGUCCUGGCUGUCAGUGGGUUACUUGUACAGGAUAACAACAACAUGCCUUUAAAUAAUGGUUACUAGAACCCUGCCCCCAAUAUUGUAAUAUGUUUACGAUUUGAAAUUGAACAAAACAAUUUAGCCAGGGUCUUCCUUUCAGUUAUUUAUCAGCGUAUAUUAACUGUUAACUGUUCACAAGUUUCCAUUCACAAGCUUAUCGUGUCUGUGAGUGAAAUAGGAAUCAUUCCCUCUCUCCCGUCAAAUUAAGUACGUAACAUCUGUGACCAAUAACCAAGGUCAGUAGCUUUUUGUUCUCUCCAUCUUUCCCCCUGGACUGUAGUCUCAAUUGUUUGAAUCUCUCUGGUGGUAAAGCAGUCCUAUUGCACUUUUAAACAAAUACAUUUUAAAAAGUUUAUUUAUCACGUGCAGUGUUGUUUUAAGAUAUGCACAUUAUUGACAGACCAGUUCAUCAACAUUCAAAUACUCUUUGAUGAAAAAAGUUUUGUGACAGACUGCAUAGCUAUUUUUUAUUUUCCUGGUAUGAUCCAAAACUAUUCCAUUUUAUGGCUAUGUGAGUCUAACCAUCCAGUGAAGUUCUUUACUUAGGGGUUUAAUUAUUUUGUAAGCUGUUAUUUUGAUUAAUAUUUCAUAUGAGGCCAUUUGCAUUUUCCACCAAACUGAAUGUUAUGUCUAAUACUUUAUUAUUUGCUAAAACUGUAUUCUACUUGUUUUUUAUCCUAUAUAUAAAUAUAUAAAUAAACAGCUUGUAAAUAGACCACUAGCCUAUGAUACAGAAAAAGCAAAUUCACGAUAUCUUAGUGUAAUGUAUUGUAUUACUGGAGUUACCUUUUGCUUUGUAAAUGUUCAAUAACAGAAAUAUUGAAGUUUUAGAAUUGGGGCUCACCCACCCAACCUGUCUCCAAGAAAUCCCAAGGAGUAUAUGUAAUGACAAAGCAAUAAAAUGAUUUGAAACAACAA
Molecule: messenger RNA, 2249 nt
Organism: Anguilla rostrata (American eel)
Lineage: Eukaryota; Metazoa; Chordata; Actinopteri; Anguilliformes; Anguillidae
Gene: cxcl14
Product: chemokine (C-X-C motif) ligand 14
Exons: 4
Coding region: 269-568 (99 amino acids)
Biological process (GO): immune response
Cellular component (GO): extracellular region
Molecular function (GO): chemokine activity
Source: RefSeq, a predicted model, not a curated record